AUGACUGCCAUCCAACCUACAAUAGAAGCAAGAAUCACACAAACAUCUACAAUGAACAUUGCUACAAGCUUGCUUAAGCGUAGCAAUUUGGGCAACCCCGACAAAUACCCCCUCUAUAUCUUCCUCAUCAUCGCCGGCUGCAUUGUAGGAGGACUUAUCGGGUUCAGUGUAUACACCAUGUACCACGGUCUUGACGACUCAGGGAACACGAAUGACGUGCCCUACGAGCAACGAAAAUACAUGCGCGAGACCAGGCAGCGGUAUUUGAACAUAUUGGCUGUUGAGUCGAGGAGACCUGACAUGAUCAUUCCUAUCAGAGAAGUGAAUGCUUGA
Messenger RNA from Penicillium digitatum Pd1, 333 nucleotides. RefSeq lists its product as uncharacterized. The record is from RefSeq and is a predicted model, not a curated record. NCBI's taxonomy places the organism in Eukaryota, Fungi, Ascomycota, Eurotiomycetes, Eurotiales, Aspergillaceae.